Quercus lobata is the source of this 1455-nucleotide messenger RNA. Its product is annotated as binding partner of ACD11 1-like. NCBI's taxonomy places the organism in Eukaryota, Viridiplantae, Streptophyta, Magnoliopsida, Fagales, Fagaceae. The transcript has 7 exons. Gene Ontology annotation, molecular function: RNA binding. The record is from RefSeq and is a predicted model, not a curated record. Bases 364 to 1215 code for a protein of 283 amino acids.
CCGAAAAUCUCUCGUGAUUAGCGCGCGAACUCAUAAAAUAUAAUAAUAAUAAUAGAAAAAAACAAAUACACAAACACAAAAAACACAAUCUCAAAUCAAAUGCAUUCUUCUACUAGGAUUCCGUAACAUUGAAGCUUAUCAGAUCACUUCUUCUACGUUCUCCUCUCUCCCACCGGAGGUCCCUUUUUUUGCUCCUGUUACCACAAUCUUGAAAUGUCGCAAGUGCCAAGUAGGCAAGCAAACAUGGAAUCGGAAUAUGAAUGAUCGGACCAAUAGGUCCCAAAGGACCAUACCGAUCAGGGGAUUGAAGCAAGUCCCCAAUCAUCCACGACACCAAACUGGAUAAUCAAUGUGUCAGAUGUGAUGAUAAGAACGGUUAAGGUUAGCAACAUUUCACUAGCUGCUUCUGAGAGGGAUAUCAGAGAAUUCUUUUCAUUUUCGGGUGAUAUUCACUAUGUCGAAAUGCAAAGGGAAACUGAUAAGACCUGGCUUGCCUAUGUUACCUUCAAGGAUUCACAGGGAGCAGAAACAGCAGCACUCCUAUCAGGAGCUACAAUAGCUGAUCUUUCUGUCUCCAUUACACCUGUUGAGAAUUACCAGCUGCCCCCUGAAGCAAUCCCACCAAGCCCGGAGAAAAAGCCAGCUGCUACUGGCUCUGCUGUUAAGAAGGCUGAAGAUGUGGUGAGCACCAUGCUUGCUAAGGGUUUUGUCUUGGGAAAGGACGCAAUUAACAAGACUAAAGCCCUUGAUGAACGACAUCACUUGACGUCAAAUGCCUCUGCCACAGUUGCUUCCAUUGACCGUAAAAUUGGCCUGAGUGAGAAGCUAAGCAUUGGAACCACAAUAGUCAAUGAAAAGGUGAGAGAGAUGGAUGAGUGGUUCCAUGUGUCUGAGAAGACAAAAUCUGCUUUUGCUGCUGCUGAACAGAAGGCAAGCGGUGCAGGAUCUGCUAUUGUAAACAAUCAUUAUUUAUUAACUGGAGCUUCAUGGAUUUCAAGUGCAUUUGGUGCAGUUGCAAAGGCAGCUGAGGAUGUAACUAUGAUGACCAAGGAGAAGGUCGAUAAGGCUGAGGAGGAAAAAAAUGAGAUAAUUUAUAGGCAAAGGACAGGGAUCAUCAAUGAUUUUGCACAGAUGCAUCUUGACGGGUCUUCCACAGCAGAGCCUCCAAUGGUUCCGCUCAAUUCAGCUUAUGACAGUAAGCUUGGAAUGAUAUAACUGCUUUGGAUUUUCCUUUCUCCAAUACAUUUGGAUUACUUUUCAAUUUGCUGUGUGAUAUGCUUCAGUACAAAGAUUCAGUGACAUAGAUUGCCUGUUGUACAAUGGUGGGUCAUGUUAAUUGCUCUAGUGAAUUUAAAUUUUGUGGCUUGCUCCUUACAUCUCCAUUGAACUCAAAUAUAGGUAAGAAAUUAACUCAAAAAAAAAAAAAAAAUAUAUAUAUAUAUAUAUAUAUAUAUA